ACUACAUUUCCCAGAUAUCCUUGCGGUUUAAAUCACCAUCCAAGGGGUUUAUGGGAUUUGAAUGAAAGAUGUGAAUCGCUUUUACGCUGUUUGCUCCAGAUUUCGCUCAUAUUUAACUACAUUUCCCAAGCUUGUAGGAAUCUCAGACCGUUAACCGAAUGGCUCAUCUUUAGCUGAAGUGAAGAUAGGUUUUUCUGCUACAUUUUGCCGGCAAACGCCGGUGUUUAGAACAUUUUUUAGACCGCACGUGCGCAUGACCGUUACGUGAUUUGAAUCCCACUUUCUUGUUGAAGACUCCUUCAUGUCAUCCUUGCUUGGGCUCAGCAUGGCGCAGGAAGAGGAGGACGAUUACAGCCUGGAGGGGAAAUUCAGUGCCGCAGUUAAAGUGGUCCAGAGUUUGCCUGUGGAAGGUUCUUUCCAGCCUUCUGAUGACAUGAUGUUAAUGUUCUAUAGUUACUACAAGCAAGCCACUGCAGGACCCUGCAAUUUCCCCAGACCUAUUGGCUUUUGGGACAGCAACAGCAAAGCUAAAUGGGAUGCAUGGAGCUCUCUGGGAAACAUGACAAAGGAGGAAGCCAUGAAGAAUUACAUUGAAGCCAUCCAGCUGAUUUUGGAGACUGUACCGAUCUCAGAUGAGGUGUCGCAACUGGUUCAGAAGCUCGGUAAUUUCUACACCGAGGUCGACGGAGAUGACGUUGAAGAAAACGCAGUGGACAGCCGACCCUUCACCAGGCCAUUUGCAGAUCAUCAAGGCUUUGGGGAUCUUUGGGAUGAUAUACAAAACAUCCAGGAGGAGGGCACGGACAGCCCCGUGCCGAGUGUCAGCAGUGAGGAGGCAGAGGGAAGUAAAGAAAGUAGUCAUGUGGAGCAGGAUAGUGAUUGGAGGAUUGAGGACGAUGGAGAUGAAGACUUCAGUAUGAGCAAAGAGGAGGAAAUCAUAGAUUGGAAUCCAGACGCUCGGCUUUUAACGGUAGACAACAGAGGAUGGAGGUCUGGCGCCAAAGGCUCAGGCAGCAGUGUGGCGCCCAGCAUGUCCUCCUUCACCAACGGGACUCACAGCUCUCUCAACAGUGAGGUGGAGGAGGAGGAGCUCAUCUGUUCUAUAGAGCCUUGUGCACACUAUGAUCCUUACAUGCAGUUUAACGGAUGCUUAAGCAGUCACAUGGGUGUUGCCUCCGACAGGAACCAUCGAUCCACAGACUCUGAUAAUGAGGAAUUCUGUGACUCAAUGGAGCAUCUAGCAAUGGAGGAGCGGCUGCCUUCGUCCAGAGGACAGUCUCCUGGAUCAGGCGCUGCCACAGUGAGGCCAAAUGAUCUGUGGUUCGAGAGCAACACAACCCUGAAGGGUGCAGACGAUGAGGUUCUGAUUGUGUUUACACCUAGCAAACACAGCAACUCUUUGUCGAGAAGAGAAAACACAUCACUGUCACCGAAACCUCUGUGCAAGAGCAGAGAUGCUGCAUGUGGUUGUGAGCUGCAUCCUGUCAGAGCUUCUAGGGAAAACGUCAAUGAACAAAUAGCAGUGGCUCUGCUGAGGCUGCAGCGUGACAUGGCCAGCGCCCUGCACAGGCUGCACACUCUGGAGGAGCUGGCUCGGUCACAGGUGAAGGAACAGACGUCAAGGUCACCCUCACCAAGGCUGAAAGACUUUCAACUGGUUACACGAAAUAUCUUGUUUUUGAGGCCGUCUUGGUGGCCGUUUGACGUCUGUCCUCUCACAGCCGUUCUGACUGUAUUCUGGCCUCUAGUUUCCCAUUGGCUUGUCAAGCUUUAUCUACAGCGUAGAAGAAGGAAAAUUCCAUGAAGAGUUUGACGGCUAAUAUCACUUGAAGAUACACUUUCAUUCUGUUGUGGCUUUAUGAGCCUCAACCACAGAUGGAAUGCAAUCAGGCUGAAACAGGAAAGCCUCAUAGAUAAAGAGAGAUAAGUGAGAAAGCUUGGAAAAGAAAGAGACGGAAACAUUAUGUAGCAAUUUUACUUGAAGAUGAUGUUUUAGGUUUUUUUAAAGAACGUAUUUAUUGAAGUUGACAGUGUAGCAUGAGCUGCUGAUCAUAUAAGCAGAUUUAGAUCACAGCUUUGAGAUUUAUAUAAUUCAAGACUGAAGACUCAUCAUUAGAAAUUGUCUUUAGAGGUUAGAAGAUGGGAAAUUUUCAAAUUGAAUUAGUAAAUUGUUUUAUUUAUGUGAAACUAAGUUUCCUGUUUAUUAUUUAAACAUUUAUUUUUUAAUGUUUUAUUUAAUUCAGGGUAAUUUUUGAAGACCAAAAAAAAGGUUUAUUAAACUGCUUGUUAUGUUUAAAAGUUAAAUUGCUUAUUAGAAUUUUCUCAAGUUAUAAACAAUUGUGCUUUUACUUAAGUUACAGUAUGUCUGCAAAACUCAGGGCCUCCGAGGAAUGACGUAUCUUGAAAAUAAGACAUGCAUCCUGGAGGAUUUUAGAUGGGACUAAAGAUGUAAUAGAAAAUAUAAGCCAAAUAAAGUGGUAGCAAAUAACCUAGUGUCAUUAAAAUGAUCAAAAUCAAUAGAAAAUAUAUACAUAUAUAAUAUUUAAAAAAUAAAAUUUUGCAAAAGUUGCACAUGCAUUACAUUGCUAGAAAUGUUAGAGGGUAGCAGCUUGUCUUUGUAUGGUUUGGUGCUGUCCAUGUCAGUUUUAGGAAAGUUUGCUGUUUAUUUGUUUCUACCUUUAAAGGAAAAAUAAAGAGAAACAAUACUACUAUGGCAUACAUUGGGAAGAAUAUUGUACAUUUUACACAAACUUACAGUUAUCUAAAUUGUUAAGCUUUAGGUAAGAUACUAAGCAAAUAUUAUAAUACAAUAAAAUGCUUAUGAAAAAAA
Oryzias melastigma (Indian medaka) is the source of this 2830-nucleotide messenger RNA. RefSeq names its product acyl-CoA-binding domain-containing protein 5. Gene Ontology annotation, molecular function: fatty-acyl-CoA binding. Gene Ontology annotation, cellular component: peroxisome. Bases 302 to 1804 code for a protein of 500 amino acids. The record is from RefSeq and is a predicted model, not a curated record. The transcript is spliced from 13 exons. Lineage: Eukaryota; Metazoa; Chordata; Actinopteri; Beloniformes; Adrianichthyidae. Gene Ontology annotation, biological process: autophagy of peroxisome; fatty acid metabolic process.